Molecule: messenger RNA, 1440 nt
Organism: Plutella xylostella (diamondback moth)
Lineage: Eukaryota; Metazoa; Arthropoda; Insecta; Lepidoptera; Plutellidae
Product: retinol-binding protein pinta
Cellular component (GO): membrane
Molecular function (GO): phosphatidylinositol bisphosphate binding
Source: RefSeq, a predicted model, not a curated record
UUACUAUUAGCAACGUAUGUGUUGUAUAUUAUAGUUGUUGUGUUAAUGCAAAUGCACUUACUACUAUAGAAAUAUAUCGUUGUAAGUGCUACAAGUUAUGUGAUUGCCGAUGCCGAUCUAUUGCAAAAAUAUCAAGUUUUAUGCGGUGAAAUCAUUUUAAGGCUUCUUUGGUUUGAGCGAUCUUAGUUUGUGCCAAUAUGCCAGUACGGGAGUUGUCGCCGGCUCUGCAGAAGCGGGCAGUGAAGGAUAUCAAUGAAGAACCCAAGAGGGUGCCAUCUGAUAUAACUUCCCUAAGGGAAUGGAUAAAACAACAACCGCAUUUAGAAAAUAUAGAACCAACGGAUCAAUGGUUAUUAGCAUUUUUGCGGGGCUGCAAAUUCAGCUUGGAGAGGACCAAAGAAAAACUAGACAUGUCAUACACUUUAAAAGCCAUUGUACCAGAAUUCUUUGCCGACAGAGAUCCAAUGAGCCCUAAACUGCAAGAAAUUCUUAAAAUAGGGGCGUUCCUCCCAGUGCGUAACUGCGCUUGCGACGACGCGCCGCGAGUCAGUAUUCUGAGGCUCGGCGUGCUCGACCCGGCGCGCUUCCACCUUGCUGACGUCAUCAAGGCAUCCCUCAUGAUCACAGAGAUACUGAUGAUUGAGGACGACCACCUCAAUGUGUCAGGCGAGGAGGUAAUAGUAGACUUAAAAGGCGUCGGUAUGAACCUCAUCAGCCAAUGGACUCCAGCUCUGGCCAAGAAGGCAGUGUUGUGCUUCGAGAAGGCUCUACCGGUGAGACAGCGCGGAAACCACAUCCUGAACACGCCGGCUGGGUUCGAGGCAGCUUACAAACUCUUCAAAAUGCUGGUUGGAGAGAAGAUGAGGAAACGGAUUCAAGUUCACAAUCAGAAUUACAAAGAAAUGUAUAAAAGUAUACCCAAGUCCAUACUACCGACAGAGUACGGAGGUGAAGAUGGAUCGCUGCAAGAACUAAUAGAUCAUUGGAAGGCGAAGACUGAGAGCUACCGCGACUGGUUCCUGGACCAGAGCAGGCAGGUCUCCGUGGAGUCCAAGAGGCCAGGGAAGCCCACCAACCCGUCGGAACUCUUUGGAGUCGAGGGGUCCUUCAGGAAACUUGAACUUGAUUAACUCCGGAUGAUAGACAUUUUGUAGUGUGAUGAAACUAAACAUUUUAGCACCUAGGUAUAUUAUAAUGAAUUUGUAAGUCUUCUGCUGAGUUUGGAUUAGCUAAUUAUUAAACUGUGUAUUGUAUAAUUAGUAAGUACUAAUUUAACUGAAGAUAAUAACCAAAUCUAAGUACUUAUUUUACAUUUAGAUUUAAGUCGGUAUUGCCUACCAAUACAUGGUUUUUGAGAAAAUAUAUGAAAAUGGUUAUAAGUCUUAGGCUACUUUAAUUUUAUUUAUUGUUAAAAAUACACAUAAUAUAUUUUUUAUCAAA